UAUCGAAAUACAAAUACAAAAGAGAAAUGAAGCUCAGCUUGUGGUUGUGGCUCUGCCUCGUGGGCAGCAGUGUGGCACUUAGAAAGCAUUUCUGUAAACGGAAUAUGUCCGUUAGCAGCAUGGUGCCCGUUAAUAAGCAGCCUUCGAAAUGGAUGUUCUGGAAGAAGGUUCAAGAAAUCAUCAAAACCUAUGCCACACACGAGGAGCAGAUCAGCUACAAAGUCAUCUUGGAAUGCUGCCCAGGCUAUCUGCAAGUGGCCACUGGACUCUGUGAACCGAUCUGUGAGCAUGGCUGCCCCACCUUCGCCAGUUGUGUGGCGCCACAGCGUUGCCAGUGCAACGCAGGCUACGUAUCUGCCACUAGUCAACGUGACAACAGCCACUACUGUGAGCCAGUCUGCGAUUCGUUCUGUUCCGAUGUCAGCGAAUGCGUCGGACCCAACACCUGUGCCUGCAAGGAAGGCUAUAACGCUGCUCAGCCCGUUGGCGAUGCUGUGAGUGUUCCUUGUUUGCCCAGUUGUCGCCUGAACAAUGGCUGUGAGAAUGGAAAAUGCGACGAGGCAGCUGAUAUCUGUGUCUGCAACGAGACGUAUACGUGGAGUACGAUUCUGCACGCCUGCAUUCAAACACACUUUAGGCCCAUAACCGAAGAGCAAUCAGUGGAGCAGCAAGAGAUGACUACGAUCAGGGAGCAGGGCAUUGAGGAGCCCAGCAAACCAAUCGUCUGCGAAAAGGGGCUUGUUCUCUAUGCGGGCCAAUGUCGUGCCGAGUUUGUUGAGAGCAACGAGUUGCAGGUGAAGCAUUGCCGCCACACCGGCUGUGGAGCACAUCAGACCUGCGACGAGGCGACUGGCAACUGCACCUGCAACAUUGGCUAUUCGAAGGAUGAACCCAAGGAAGGCGUCACCACGCUAACGUGUCAUCGCAGCAUCUUGGGCGACAAAUUGAGAAUCAAUGAGGCUGUUGAUGACAAAUAUGGGUUCAACUUUUUCAUAAUACUCGGCUUCUCGUCUGGCUUUCUUUUUGUGCUCAUCGUGGCCGGCUUGACUACGCGCAUCCGACGUGGUCAUCAUGGGGGAUCUCAGGAAGUGCUGCAAUGUGAAUUCUCGCAGAAAACUUAUGAUGUGAGUGAGCUUGUGCCAUGAGCAGUUGACAUCAUUGGCAUGGGCUGUGCUAGUUGAAGUUUCAUUAUUAGUCGCUAAGUUU
Drosophila sulfurigaster albostrigata is the source of this 1206-nucleotide messenger RNA. RefSeq names its product cell death abnormality protein 1-like. The record is from RefSeq and is a predicted model, not a curated record. The coding region runs from base 27 to 1145 and encodes 372 amino acids. The transcript has a single exon. Lineage: Eukaryota; Metazoa; Arthropoda; Insecta; Diptera; Drosophilidae.